This is a messenger RNA of Penicillium alfredii, 660 nucleotides long. RefSeq names its product sugar O-acetyltransferase. Lineage: Eukaryota; Fungi; Ascomycota; Eurotiomycetes; Eurotiales; Aspergillaceae. The record is from RefSeq and is a predicted model, not a curated record. The transcript has 3 exons. Bases 1 to 660 code for a protein of 219 amino acids. Gene Ontology annotation, molecular function: acetyltransferase activity.
AUGUUGUCCAAUAUCGACGAGAAAGAAAACCUGGCUCGCAUGAAACGAGGCGAGCUGUACUACGCCUUCUCACCAGAACUGGUGGUUUCCCGGAAAAGAUGUGCUAAUGUCGUUGGUCGACUAAAUACCGCUGGGGAGUUGACCCGGCGAGAGAUAGCCGAAUACUGGAGGGGGAUCACAAAUGAUGAGCGCCCUCUACCUCCCCCAGGAGCGACAGACGAGGAGGAAGAUGCGAUUCUCCACGAGUAUCCAUGGAUCGAACGCCCUAUCAACAUCGACUAUGGAACCAAUAUCAAAGUUGGAAGCAAUGUCUUCAUCAACUUCAACUGCACCUUUCUCGACACUUGUACCGUGACAAUUGGAUCCAGAACUCUUGUCGGCCCCAACGUGUCUUUCUUUAGUGGCACCCACCCCCUGGAUCCGGAUCUGCGAAAUGGGACGAAUGGACCCGAGCUUGGUCGUCCGAUCACUAUUGGUGAGGAUUGCUGGAUUGCGGGCAAUGUGAUUAUUCUACCGGGUGUAACUAUCGGAGAUGGGUGUACCAUCGGUGCUGGGAGUGUGGUGACAAAGGAUAUUCCGCCGUGUCAUGUUGUGGCUGGCAAUCCUGCCAAAAUCUUGCGCAAGAUUGAGCGUAGCGGCCAAUCGAAACGUGAAGCUUGA